AUGAAUACUAUUGCUCGAAGAAUGAGCACGGCGAUUGUACGUGUCUGUACGUUCAAUUUACGUCAUGGUAAACUUGAUCAAAAUACACCAAAUGACUGGGAAAAACGAAGACCUAUUGUUAAAAAAUGUCUAGAAAAUAUGCAACCUACUAUUAUUGGAACACAAGAAGGUUAUCCACCACAACUUAAUGAUGUCCUUGAUGGUUUGAAUGAAACUACACAAUCUUGGUCAUAUACAGGAGAUGAACUCGAAGAUUGGAAUACUAUUAAUGCUAUAUUCUUUCGUCAUGAUUUACUUUCACUUAUUUCAACGAAAACCUUUUGGUUUAACGAACAUCCUUCAAAGCCUAGUGCUGCAUGGGGUGCAAAACAUCCACGUGGUUGUACUCGUGCUCACUUCCAGCAUAAAAUCACACAACAUCCAUUUAUUAUCUACAAUCUUCAUAUCGAUUAUCCAUCACAAAAUGCUCGACAUCAUUCAAUCCCUGUUCUUCUUUCACAAAUCAAAGAAAAUAAUGAUCAUCCUGAUAAAGUAAUUAUCACUGGUGAUUUCAAUAAUUGGCCAGAAGAUGUUGAAGGUGAGAAGCCUAUUGAUCAAUUGAUUGUAUUAGGACAAAAAGCAUCAGAAAUUUUACAAAUGAAAGAAGCUGGUUUUGUUGAUACAUACAAACAUGGUGAAACGCCGACAUUUAAUGGUUUUCGAUCAGCUGGUUAUGGUCCAAAAAUCGAUUUUAUUUGGUUAUCAUCGAAUAGUAUUUAUCGUGUUGAAGGUGAAACAAAAGUGGAUGAAUAUCAUGAUAAAGAUGGUUUUUUUCCAUCCGAUCAUUUUCCUGUUUAUGCUGAUUUGGUACAUACAUCUUAG
Adineta steineri is the source of this 861-nucleotide messenger RNA. NCBI's taxonomy places the organism in Eukaryota, Metazoa, Rotifera, Eurotatoria, Adinetida, Adinetidae. The record is from the annotation of a GenBank genome assembly.